UGUUUUGUAUCGGUCAUACACAUGUCUUUUAGACAAGUUCUUCUCCAAAUUUACGUUUUUUCCCUCCCUUGCCUCUCCUUGUACUACCUCAACUGUUAACUGCUCGCAGUAAGAAUAAACUGUGGUAUUUGAUUAAUUUAUACGUUGAUACUAUCAAUCAUUGUGCCUAUGUAUGGAUCAGCAUAUAUAAGCACACAGCAGUUUUAGCUCUAUCUACAAUGUCUUAAGGUGUUCACGGAAGGAGCUUUUUUUUUUUUUUUUAAUUUAUUAAAUCUGCCGUCAGUGUUAACUCUGCUAAGUUUCAUGGAUGUGUGCUUCCUUGCCUUGCACUUUAAUGCAGUCUGUUCUUAAAGUCGAUAGCGAUUGGGAUGAUGGAAGUGUAGGGUUAAUGAAUUAUUGCAGCCGACUACCAUACCUCACACUGCGUUGGUGUUGUGAGCGACCCCAUGAAAAGCCAAAUUAAAAAUCAAGGAUACUGUCAAACUGUACAGGUACUCACCCAAGGAGAUGCCGGGGCAGCCGAGCGAAGAAGACCUGAAGACCUCCAACCAUUGACCUGCAAAACUCCGCUGCUUAAAACAAGAUCCAACACGUCUGAAUGCACAACUCGAUCUGCAGAGAGCACUGGUGUGAGGCAGCCAGCCAGAAGUAAGAUCCGCCGCCACAAUAACAAACUGGCCACCAUGUUUAACAGGAGUCCUCUACUGCGCGACAGAGGUUCGGGAGACCUAUCAGAAGACCUAGGGCUGGCAGAUGACCCUGCUGAGUUGUCCAGCCAGCUUUCUGCCCCGGGAAUUUUAAAAAUAUUCGGCAGCGACAUCUGUCAAGGGACCAAUUACAAGAGUGUGCUGGCAACGAUUCGCUCCAGUGCCAGAGAACUGGUAAAAGAGGCCCUGGAGAGAUAUUGUUUGGAAAAGGAAGAUCCAGAUGCAUAUGUCCUCUGUGAUGUGAUUGGUCAGACCAGGGUAGCAAACCAGUGGCAAACUGAGUGCCUUCGUGUGAUUGGGGAUAAUGAGAGACCCCUCUUACUGCAGUCACUUUGGAAACCAAAAGAAGGGUUCUCUAGACGGUUUGAAAUUCAUAAAAGAGCCAGCGUUGAAGAUCGUAGUGCCAAAGACAGAGACACGGUCACAGCAGUCCUUAAUGCCCAGGUGCGGAAACUGCAGAAAGUGAAUUCACGGGUCACUUCACUAUACAUAGAUGGAAGCAAUGGUGAGGUGGGUGGCCUCGGCAUCUGGAGGAGCCUGAGUGACAUGGAUCUUUCUGCCAUGAGCAAAGAUGCUAGCAGAGCCCAGAAAGGAGGCACGCUGCAGGAAGAUCCGGAGGCCGAGGCUGACCUAGAGGCUCGCUGCCUCGUCACUGAAAAAGAGGAGACGGAGAGCAGCGAUGAUAACACAACACAGUACUCCGUCCACCCACCAUUCGAUUACCCCUACUUUCUACUGCUUCAGGGCUACAGCCCCAGACAGGACUUUGUAAUUUACCUGAUGAGCGGGAGCAGUUGCGUGUUUGGCCGCUGCAACGAACAUGGGGAGCCGCUAAAGGUGGAUGUGCUGCUCUAUGCCCCUGAUGUGCUACCUCAGCACUGCUGUGUGCAGCGCCUAGAUGCUCCCAGCAGCACAUCAGAGGGUAGCAGUAGAACUCAGACCAUACUGAUGCCACUCCAUGGAGCCCCCUUCACCCACAAUGGUGUGCCUUUAAACUGUGAGGCUGAACUCCUCCCCGGAGACCUGGUGGGCUUGGGCCAGCACUACCUCUUCAUGUUUAAGGACCCUACAGCCAAUGAUGCCCAGCAUAUUCCCUCCUGGAUGGCUGCUCUGUGCCCACCGGGUGCAGCUUCACCCUGUAAAACUAGUGCUUCCUGUUCAAGAAGGCCUAGAAUUCACAGAAGGGUUCCAGCCAACUGGAGGGACUCUGAGGGGACGGUGAUUCGUCUUACCUACGAACUACAGCAAGAGGACCAGGUGCUGGAAAAGAUCCUGACUGUUAUGGACCAUGGAGGACAAGAGCCCAGACUGCUUCCAGCCUUCCUGCUCUGUUUGUGCAUCCAGCACUCAGCCGCCUGCUUUGAAAUGGAACAUUUCCGCAAGCUGUUGUUGCAACUUGCAAACAAGAUCCAGCUCACUAUGUGGGACAGUGCAAAAGAGCUUGCGGCGCUACAGCCAGACACUGGCUCCGGGGACAGGCAGUCAGAGCCAGAGGAUGUGCGUUUGCUGACCAUGGCUGAGCUGAUCCCAGGCCUGCAGCCGCUUGUGUUAUGGAUGGCGAACUCUGUUGAGCUGUUGCAUUUCAUUCAGCGUGAAGUACCACUACUUCUGCCAUGGACACAACAGGAUGAGGAGCAGGACAAAGAAUUGUUCAAUUCUGAGAUUCUGUCUACACGUGUUGCCAGUGAAGAGGCCAUGACUGUUCUAGAGGAAGUCAUCAUGUUUACUUUUCAGCAGACUGUGUAUUAUCUUACCAGAAAUCUGUAUUCAGUACUGCCGGGUCUGCUGGAUAGUAACCCUUUCUCAGAGAGCGGGCAGAUUCACCUGCCAGACGGCGUCUGCAACAUCCUGGAUGUCCUAAGGGAGGCAGUACGACUGCUUACCACCUUCCAGGUGCACACAGAGAUCUGCUCACAGCUUCUGGCCUAUCUCUUUUUCUUCACCAAUGCCUCACUCUUCAACAUCCUUAUGGAGAGAGGUUCUGGAGGUGGAUUUUACCAGUGGUCAAGGGGAGUACAGAUCCGUGCCAACCUGGAUUUAGUUAUGGACUGGACCCAGAGUAUUGGUCUGGGCAACCUAGCAGCUGAGUUCUUCCAGAAACUCUCCUCAGCAGUCAACCUGCUAGCCACCCCAAAGGAGACUUUACUACAGACAUCCUGGCAGGUUCUCAGGACUGAGUUUCAAUACCUCAAUCCAGCACAGCUUCACCACAUGCUAAGCGAAUACAACGUCGGCAGGGCCUGUCCCUCCUGCUGGAACCCUUCCUCAGAAGAUGCAAAAGCUGCCCUCCAAACUUCUGAAAUCCUGGAGAGCUUUGACAACCACCCUCCACUCAUUCUGCCGACCAACAACUUUCACCUAGAGCUGGGGAAGCCCAUCACAGAGCCUGGUUUCUUAUUUCAUCUUCAAGAGCUGCAGGAUUUUAUCUUUACUCUCCCUGUCAGCCACAACCACAGUGAACUGAAUGCUAUACAGGACAACAGCAGUGACCUAGAUGCUCUACAGUCAGCAUACUUCCCAUCUGACUCAAAACCUGAAUGCCUCAUACCCCCCAGUCCUAUUAUUUCAUCUCAUUCUGAAGCAGAAGAGCAGCAGUGGUCGCCUGGAACACCCCCUCACAUCCAGGGCUCUCACGGUAACCUUGCUUCCUGUGCACUAUUAGCUCAGAAGCUAAAAAACCUGGAGCUCCAGAACAGCCUGCCUGGGAAAACUGACUUGCGACUCUAUAAGAGCCUGGCCUUGGAUCCAUCCUGUCUGCUUACACCCCCCAACACACCUCAAAGCUUAGAGCUCUCAGAACUGGAGGCCAGGUUGCAAGAGGAGGCAGUGCAGCACAACAAAGAAAAUGGUUUGCAAAGAAUUGCAGAUCAGAGACUAAGAGAUGAGAUGGAUGAGGAUGAUCGAGAUGAGGUGUUCACUGUUGAAGUGUCAAGAGGACCUCAUGGUCUCGGCCUGGCGCUGGUGGACGGACUGAAAACUCCACUAAGGAUGAGUGGCAUCUACGUAAAGUCACUAGUGCCGGGUUCACCUGCUGCUCAGUGCCAGAGACUCAGGGUUGGUGACCGCGUUUUGGCCGUGAAUGGACACAGUCUUGUGGGCAUGGAUUACCAAACUGGUAGAAACAUCAUCCAGACAUCAGGAGACACUCUCCAAUUCCUGGUGGCCAAAACUGAAUCCAGGAGCAGUGGCAGAAGCGCCAUCACAAGAUGCUAAAGCUCAUUUAAGUUUCAUUUAGCUGCCUCCGCCAGUUAUGUCAUCAUUCUGCUGGCUAAAAUACUCAGGCUUGAGCUCAAACCAAAGAAAAGAAUCAUCUUACCAGCUGCAGUAUAUAUUAAACAGUUGUUACUGGAAGUUAAUUUAUUUCUGACUAUUGACCGGCCAGUCUUAACAAGUGAAACACUCCAAUUUGCUGAAGACUUUAUGAAGUAGUUAGACUGAUAGCUAUCUCAUUUAUACUUUAGAACCAAUGUUUACUCCUAUUUUAUUGUAAUUUAAUGUUAAUCUCUUUGUCGUCUGCAUGAAAUGCAGUGUGAUUCUGGUUUGUUGGAAAAUGCCUGUGGUUCAGUGUUACUUCAGUCAUUGGCAAGAAAAGGACUGUCUUAAACCUAAGUCUAAUACUUAACUUACAUAUGCAGGAUGUGUAAACCAAGUAGUGCAGUUAAUACAACAAAAGCAUCUAUGUAACUCUGUUAAAUAUAUAUUACUCUGUUAAAUCAGGAUUAAGUAUUUAUAUUGUUAACAUUCAUACAUGUACCAGCCAAUCAUCAGCAAUCUUCUAUUUUUCAACUUAAAAAUAACUAGUAAGUUAUAAUCAGUACCAACCCUUGCUAGAGAAUCAGUGUUACGUCUGAAUUAUUCAUAUGGUAAAAAAUAUGUUUGUAUUUUAUAUUUAUAUUCUUUAUAUUUAAGGUGUUAUUUUGCAUAUGAA
Molecule: messenger RNA, 4635 nt
Organism: Trichomycterus rosablanca
Lineage: Eukaryota; Metazoa; Chordata; Actinopteri; Siluriformes; Trichomycteridae
Gene: radil2a
Product: Ras association and DIL domains 2a
Exons: 17
Coding region: 447-3920 (1157 amino acids)
Biological process (GO): signal transduction; angiogenesis; negative regulation of Rho protein signal transduction
Cellular component (GO): cell-cell junction
Molecular function (GO): GTPase binding
Source: RefSeq, a predicted model, not a curated record